GAACACAACAGAGUGACUGUGAACAUGGACACGUAAGAAUAUGAAGGUGGAUCAACCUGUUUACUCUGUAUUACAUCUACACCAGUGAACACCAACAACCCGGAAGUACCUGGACUUCACACUGACUGUGGUCCUCCGUCCAUGUGCUACAUUUAUACACAUACACAUCAGGGUCCAAUUCAUCAUCAGAAAUAUCACUUUGGGACAAUUUGCAGAAGCCGAACUACCCAACAUUUGUUUAAAUGGGAAAUUCAGUGGGGCAGAACAGCAUGGGAAUUCCUCGAGGAAAAGGACCACACCAGGUGGGAUGCACAGACUUAAUGGUGGGACACACAGUACAGGGAACCUUCUUCAGACUUUACUAUCCAUGCCAAGCUCUAGACGGUUCGGAUGAGCCAAACUGGGUCCCAUGCAGAGAAUACUUCAUUGGCCUUGCUGACUUCAUGAAAAUGAGCCGAGCACUGGGUGACAGAAUUUUUAACUACCUCUUUGGGUCUUACAGGAUCCCAGCAGCUUGGAAUGCCCCUUUUAAAACAGAUGGGAAAUACCCAGUAAUUAUUUUCUCUCAUGGUCUGGGAGCAUUCAGGACACUGUAUUCAGCAAUAUGCAUUGAGUUGGCCUCAGAGGGCUUUGUUGUUGCCGCUGUGGAACACAGAGACGAAUCUGCCUCAGCAACCUUCUACUACAAAGAGAACAGUGAAGUGAAUCAAAGCCAUCAGACACAACGGGAGGCAUUCCAGCCUGUGUCGGGUAAUUUGGUGGAGGAGUGGAUGUACUACAGACGACUAAAAACAGGCGAGAGUGAAUUCCUUCUAAGAAACAAUCAAGUGAAACAAAGGGCAGAUGAGUGCAUAAGAGCUUUGGAUCUUCUUAUCGACAUUAAUUUAGGAAAGUCUGUGGAAAAUAUCCUACGCUCUGAUUUUGACUGGUCAAAAUUGAAGAACUGUAUGGAUUUGUGUAAAAUAGUGGUCAUGGGCCAUUCCUUUGGUGGGGCUACAGUGAUCCAGUGUUUGUGUAAGGAAGUCAAGUUUAAGUGUGGCAUCGCGUUGGACACAUGGAUGUUUCCCCUUGAUGAAGAAAUCUUUCCAAGUGUGAAACAGCCAAUUUUUUUCAUUAACUCCGAGAAGUUCCAGUGGGCCGGGAAUAUUAUGCUCAUGAAGAAAUUGGAUUCUCCCGUCAUUCCAAGAAAAAUGAUCACCAUCAAGGGGGCUGUGCAUCAGAGCUUCCCAGAUUUCACCUUUCUCACCGGUAACUGGAUCGGGAAGCUUCUGAAGCUGAAGGGAGAAAUUGAUCCUAACAUAGCAAUGGAUUUGUGCAACAGAGCAUCGUUAGCAUUCCUUCAACGACACUUAUCUCUGGAGAGAGACUUCAAUCAGUGGGAUCAUUUAAUUGAUGGAAAAGAUGACCACCUGAUUCCAGGCACCAACAUCACUCUGCUUCAGUCCUCCAUCUAAUCAUUGGUUAAAAAACAAAUGACUGUAUGAACAACAAAUGAAAAAUGCAUAAUGACUCUUCAGAAUCAUAUUUUUCUGUUGUUAUACAGCAAACACACAGAGAUAAAGAUAUAAUCCCAGCAUAUUACAUUGCUGAAGUAAAGUUCAUUUAAAUUAUUUUUUUUUUUGGAAUGUGGUGUAUGAAAACCUGAGGUUAGAUCAGGUGAAUCGUAAAUAUUUGAUAUAAGAGAUUUUUUUUAAUUGAUUAAAGUACAGAUUCUUAAACAGUAAGCAGUUAAAGGAAGUUUUUCAAAAACUUUCUGAAGUUUACAUUUUACUGUUACAGCUGGUCUUGUACUUUUUACAGCAAUGGGAAACUGCAUUAAUCUGUUAUUACAAGCAUCAUGUUUUCCUUAUUGAAUAUUAAUAUCUGUGAUGCUCCUCUCACUCGUUUUCUACCGCUUAUCCGAACUACCUCGGGUCACGGGGAGCCUGUGCCUAUCUCAGGCGUCAUCGGGUAUCAAGGCAGGAUACACCCUGGACGGUGUGCCAACCCAUCGCAGGGCACACACACACACUCAUUCACUCAUGUCUGUGAUGCUGCUGUUCCUGUAAAUUUAACAGUUCACAGGUAGACGGUUGGUACUGAACUAAUCAGACAGCCUGAAGAUUCAGCCUUAAAUUAUCUAUAAUGUUAUCUGUGUAAAGCCUUCACACUACAAAAUGCUCAAUUAAUAACUUAAGCCAUGUAUUUUAAUAUGUUUUUAAUCGUCACUUGUAUUGGAUAAAAAUGAUGCUGAGGUGCUAAUUCACUACGGGAAAUUAAACAUUGUAACACUGACACAUGAAAGGCUGACUACUAAUUACAGAUUCUUCAUGCUCGAUUUUUUUUUGUAUAAUUUACAUUAAAAUUUAUAUUAAUGUACAUUUCUCAUAUGGUUUUCACUUUUUUCUUCCUUUGUACUAGUCUACAAAAGUAGAUAACUGGGCAAUAACAAAACACAGAAUAAAAGCUUUUGGGCAUUGUUUAAUCUCAAAA
This is a messenger RNA of Tachysurus vachellii, 2472 nucleotides long. It is a transcript of the gene pla2g7, whose product is annotated as phospholipase A2, group VII (platelet-activating factor acetylhydrolase, plasma). The transcript is spliced from 11 exons. The coding region runs from base 243 to 1454 and encodes 403 amino acids. Lineage: Eukaryota; Metazoa; Chordata; Actinopteri; Siluriformes; Bagridae. Gene Ontology annotation, molecular function: 1-alkyl-2-acetylglycerophosphocholine esterase activity. The record is from RefSeq and is a predicted model, not a curated record.